This is a messenger RNA of Aspergillus steynii IBT 23096, 1899 nucleotides long. RefSeq names its product IMP 5'-nucleotidase ISN1 (gene isn1). The coding region runs from base 243 to 1487 and encodes 414 amino acids. NCBI's taxonomy places the organism in Eukaryota, Fungi, Ascomycota, Eurotiomycetes, Eurotiales, Aspergillaceae. The record is from RefSeq and is a predicted model, not a curated record. Gene Ontology annotation, biological process: inosine salvage; nicotinamide riboside biosynthetic process; nicotinic acid riboside biosynthetic process. Gene Ontology annotation, molecular function: magnesium ion binding. The transcript is spliced from 6 exons.
GUUCCACGGAGGUGCUGAGGACAAGCCACUAGUCUGGAGAUCCUGCAGGCACUGGUCAGUUGAUCGGUGGUCUCUAUCUUAUCAGACUUGGCGUUUGCUCUGCGGGGAAUUUCUCUUCUCCAACUCUCUUCCUCUUCGUAUAUCACCGCUCCCUUCUCUCUCCUCUCCUCUCCUCCCUUUCUUUCUAAUCCCCCUGUUCAUCUCCUACCUGCCCAUCUCUCUUUACUCCCCCAGUAUAUACCAUGACCACCAGAUAUCGCGUCGAGUAUGCCCUCAAGUCCCAUCGCCGCGACCAACUGAUCGAAUGGAUCAAAGGUCUCCUCGCCGUCCCCUUCGUCCUGCACUCCCAGCCCACCGUCAUCUAUCAGGAAGAUAGCGAGAAUCUAGUCGCCGUCGCUGCCGACACUCACCAGCGCUAUGCCGAGAUCUUUCGGGACGUGGAGAGUCUGAUUCGCGAUCAUAUCGACCACGAAGCAAAAGACCUCCCCGGCAAAUCUAAAUUGAAACUCCUCGUACCCACCGUCGGUUCCUUCUUCACGCCCCUCCACCUCGAAGACGCAUUCAAAUACCAAGACCGUAUACGCGCCAUCAGCCGCCGCCGCUUCGUCGCCCCCUCCUUCAACGACAUUCGCCUGAUCCUGAACUCUGCCCAGCUCCUCGGCCUCGUGCGCAGCUCACACGUUGACCUGGUCACCUUCGACGGAGAUGUCACCCUCUACGACGACGGCGCCUGCCUCACGUCAGACAACCCCUCUAUCCCGCGCCUCCUCCGCCUCCUGCGCCAGGACCGCAAGGUCGGCAUCGUCACCGCCGCCGGAUACACCGAGGCAGAGAAAUACUACGCCCGCCUGAAGGGCCUGCUGGAUGCCGUGCAUGAAUCGAGCGAUCUCACCCCCGCCCAACGCGAUGGCCUGGUCGUCAUGGGCGGCGAGAGCAACUUCCUCUUCCGCUACGACGCGGCCUCGCCGUCUCGUCUGUCCUACGUGCCCCGCGACCAGUGGCUUCUUCCCGAGAUGACCACCUGGCAGGAGUCGGAUAUCACGGCGCUGUUGGAUCUCGCCGAGUCGUCGCUGCGCGCGUGUGUCCGGAACUUGGGAUUGCCCGUGACGGUGCUAAGGAAGGAUCGUGCGGUCGGUGUCAGUCCGGUGAACGGGACGAGGGUCAAUCGCGAGCAGUUGGAGGAGACGGUUCUGGUGGUGCAGAACACGAUUGAACGGUCGGCAGUCGGUGGAAUCCUGCCGUUCUGUGCUUUUAACGGAGGAAACGACGUCUUCGUCGACAUCGGCGAUAAAUCGUGGGGUGUGCGCGCCUGCCAACAGUACUUCGGAGGCAUCGAGCGAACCCGCACCUUGCAUGUCGGCGAUCAGUUCUUGUCCGCUGGGGCCAAUGAUUUCAAGGCCCGCCUUGCAUCCACCACAGCCUGGAUCGCCGGUCCGGCGGAGACCGUGCAGUUGCUCGAUGAACUGAGCUCAGUGGAGGAAGAAUGAACGCGUUAUAAUUCCUAUCCGGGUUGGCUUCGAUAUUCUGUCAGGAAAGGUUAAUAUCUUAUAAUUUAUGCUGAGUAAGGCUGCAAUCGAGUUGUAGCAGUCGCAUGUGUUGGCUAGCCUGUUGUCUAUGCUUCCGGUUUAUUUGCAGGUAUAGGGUAUUUGCAUUUUGUUCAUUGUUUAAUUGGUUCAUAUUGCCCGGGUUGUUUGCUUGGUUGGCAUUCUAAGGUAUUGCAUCGUGUUGUUGGUGUCUGUUUGUUUGCAUUUGCCAUUCAUAUUGAAUUUGUUAGUUUGAUGUUCAUGGUACAUUUGUGCUCAUGCUCAUGGUCGUGGUAAUGGUUCUGGUUAUUUAGCAAGCACGCUGUAUCUUUUUGUCUUAAUAGGAUGUCAGCAUGUCAUGGGAUUUUUAAUUAAC